Molecule: messenger RNA, 1069 nt
Organism: Mandrillus leucophaeus (drill)
Lineage: Eukaryota; Metazoa; Chordata; Mammalia; Primates; Cercopithecidae
Product: cysteine-rich motor neuron 1 protein-like
Exons: 6
Source: RefSeq, a predicted model, not a curated record
AUGGCAGCCCUAAGUGGGCUCCUCUUCACUUACUCCUUCUCCCCAAUCUCUCCAGCACUGUUUUCCAUUUCCUUCCCUUCCAGAGUCUGCGCUUAUCAGUCCGGUACUCCUGUCCUCAGAGUGCCAGGCCAGCCAGGCCAGCUCCACAUCCUCCUCCACAAGACCAAGCUGAAGUCUGCUGGUUCAUCUGUUGAUGUUACACAGUUUGAGCUCGAGCUCCUUAUUCCUUGCCGGCUUCCCUUUUUUGAGUUCCAGUGGAGUGGUACUCUUGUGACAUUAUAUGAAGUCGUAGGAAUAGUGGCCCUGGUGCUAAGUAGAAAUACCAUGGUUAUGGCACUAAUUUAUUGGGCCUACCAGCCCAGGUGUGCAGCACCCCUUUCCCUCACCCGGUUGAUAAGAAAGACACCAGAUGAGAACUGGACUGAUGACCAACUGCUUGGUUUUAAACCAUGCAAUGAAAACCUUAUUGCUGGCUGCAAUAUAAUCAAUGGGAAAUGUGAAUGUAACACCAUUCGAACCUGCAGCAAUCCCUUUGAAUUUCCAAGUCAGGAUAUGUGCCUUUCAGCUUUAAAGAGAAUUGAAGAAGAGAAGCCAGAUUGCUCCAAGGCCCGCUGUGAAGUCCAGUUCUCUCCACGUUGUCCUGAAGAUUCUGUUCUGAUCGAGGGUUAUGCUCCUCCUGGGGAGUGCUGUCCCUUACCCAGCCGCUGCGUGUGCAACCCCGCAGGCUGUCUGCGCAAAGUCUGCCAGCCGGGAAACCUGAACAUACUAGUGUCAAAAGCCUCAGGGAAGCCGGGAGAGUGCUGUGACCUCUAUGAGUGCAAACCAGUUUUCGGCGUGGACUGCAGGACUGUGGAAUGCCCUCCUGUUCAGCAGACCGCGUGUCCCUUGGAUAGCUACGAAACUCAAGUCAGACUCACCGCAGAUGGUUGCUGUACUUUGCCAACAAGAUGCGAGUGUCUCUCUGGCUUAUGUGGUUUCCCCGUGUGUGAGGUGGGAUCCACUCCCCGCGUAGUCUCUCGUGGCGAUGGGACACCUGGAAAGUGCUGUGAUGUCUUUGAAUGUGUUAAUG